UAGUUACAGAGCAAGUGAGUUGUGUUUUUUUGUCAAAAGUGAUAGUAGUAACAUGUAAAGUACAUACUUUUCUGCAUAUUACUAUUUGUUGUGAAAUCAGAAAGGGACAGAAGUCAGAAACCUUGCAGGAUAAUUUAGGUAUUUUCCUCCAACUUGAAAUUGGAAAUAUAGCGUACCAGACAGCAGAUUCUUACUGAAGAGGACAUGGCUUCGACAUUAAGUCAGAGAGCUUCAGCAGGGUCUGAGGUGCUCUGCAGUCUGCACAGUGAGAAACUCAAGCUCUUCUGUCUGGAGGAUAAACAGCCUGUGUGUGUGGUGUGUCAGGCUUCAAAGAAACACACCAACCACAAGUUCCAACCUGUAGAUGAAGCGGCAGCUGACCUUAAGGAGAACCUCAAGAGUGAACUACAAUUCACACAGGGGAAGUUGAAGGUCUUUGAAGAGGCAACACUCAACUGUUACAAAACAGCAGAGCACAUUAAGGCUCAAGUCCAAAGCACAAAGAGGCAGAUCAAGCAGGAGUUUGAGAAGCUUCACCAGUUUCUACGAGAUGAAGAGGCAGCCAGGAUAGCUGCACUGAAGGAGGAAGAGAAGCAGAAGAGUCAGAUGAUGAAGGAGAAGAUUGAGAAGAUGAGCAGGGAGAUCUCAUCUCUUUCAGACACAAUCAGAGCCAUACAGGAGAUUGGGGGUAGUGAUAUCACAUUAUUACAGAGCUACCAGAGCACAGUGGAAAGAGCCCAGUGCACACUGCAGGAUCCAGAGAGGGUUUCAGGAGCUCUGAUCAACGUGGCAAAGCACCUGGGCAACCUGAAGUUCAGAGUCUGGGAGAAGAUGAAGGACUUAAUUCAAUAUACCCCUGUGAUUCUGGAUCCCAACACUGCAAACGCGCAUCUCAGCCUGUCUGAGGACCUGACCAGUGCAAGAUACAGCGAGGAGAGACAGCCGCUUCCAGAGAACCCAGAGAGAUUUCAGUUGGCUGGCAGUGUGCUGGGCUCUGAGGGCUUCAACUCAGGGACUCACUGCUGGGACGUGGAGGUUGGGGAGAACACACUGUGGGCUGUGGGCGUGAUGACAGAGUCUGGCCGGAGGGUAAAAGGAGACGUGGUCUCCAGGCGUGGACUGUGGUAUAUUUGGUUCAGCAAUGGUCAGUAUGGAGCACGGUCUCCAUCGCAGUCCCACACACCUCACCUUGGCUCAACUCUUGGGGGUGUUAGAGUAAAGACUACAAGUGGGCUUGGUACAGGCGUGGUAGGCUCUGAUACCUCUAGCGAAUGUCCUGCACCAGACCGAGAGACUCCCUUAAGUGUGCAUGGGAGACUCCAGAGGAUCAGAGUGCAGCUGGACUGGGACAGAGCACAGCUGUCGUUCUCUGACCCUGAUAAUAACACACACCUACACACUAUCACACACACAUUCACUGAGAGAGUGUUUCCAUACUUUGAGUGUCCGCACUCUAGGAUCGUGCCACUGAAUGUCUCUGUAGCACUGGAAAAGUUACAGACACAACAGACAGGCCAUGGUCUCUUUGGCUCUUCCACAGGCAUACUUACCUGGCAGGGGUGAUACAAUGAUCAGGAAGGUUGUUUGCCCAGGGCGAGGCUCGGCCAUUGCACACCGGCCGUGCUGACCCCUGCGAAUGGCGAUGUGCAGAAUAGCAAAAAUGCUGUGGUUGAUAUUUUAAAGUGUCCACCUUUGCUAUUCUGAGGUGAUUUUAAGCCAGUGUUCCAUAGAUAGCUGCAGCUAACGCUACCGGUAAAAUGAAUGGACAGAUGUGAUUUUCAUUCAAACUAAAUAAUCGGUAGCUCUAAACUUAAAACCCAAGCCAUUUUCUAUGUGUCUUCAAUGUUUUAAAUGUAAUCAUAUAUAGUUUGCUUACCUCAAAAGGUUGUAAAAGCUAGCUAGCUUAGUCUCUCGAUCGGUAGUACGUCCUUCUCGGUAGGUGAUCAGGGACAGAAAGAGGUCGAUCGUGAGAGUAAAAAAACGUAAUGAAGAAAAACCAGACAAAACUAAAGUACGAAAAACUCAAAAUGUAUCACCUUUCUGGGGCAAAAAUCAGUCUGGGCAGGAAAAGUAUCGUUUUCCGCGAUGUAUUUUUUUUUUGACGGGAGCUGUCAAAAGACCGGUCUGGGGGCGUUGAUUGCUCAUUUGCAUAUCAUACAUUUGAUUGGUAGUCUACGUUGGCCGCUGAACGUAGACAGUUUGGCCCUCUGGUUGGCCAACUGUCUACGUUCAACGUAGACACUAGGCCAAUGACGGGCCGUAACUGUCUACGUUGAACGUAGACAGUUGCACUUCAGUGAGGGAAUCUUCUGCGAAUGAAAUGCACUAUGUAAAUAAAGUUGACUUGACUUGACUCAAGAGCUAGAGUCUGCUGUGUCCUUCCCUGUAAAUCCUUGAAACCAUGUGAAAUUACACAAAAUCCAGGAAAAUGGUUGCUGCACCGACUCUGAUUUUCCUCAAUGUUUACACAAUUAUUACAUAAUUAAAACCUGUAAAUUUUUUUUGUUCAAUGUGCUCGUUAGUCUUUUGCCCUUGACUGUUUACAUUCUCUAAAAGGCCUUAUGUUGGAUGGAAACUCUAGAAUAGAAGACUACAUAUUCUCAGUAAGAUUCAACCAUUAAACGUUUGUACCACAGUCUCAUUGGUUUUAUUGAAGUCCCUAUUUUCAGGAAACUACGGUGGUGUAUUGCUGUCAC
Molecule: messenger RNA, 2696 nt
Organism: Sardina pilchardus (European sardine)
Lineage: Eukaryota; Metazoa; Chordata; Actinopteri; Clupeiformes; Clupeidae
Product: E3 ubiquitin-protein ligase TRIM35-like
Exons: 6
Coding region: 205-1563 (452 amino acids)
Biological process (GO): protein ubiquitination
Cellular component (GO): cytoplasm
Molecular function (GO): ubiquitin protein ligase activity; protein binding; zinc ion binding
Source: RefSeq, a predicted model, not a curated record